Messenger RNA from Glossina fuscipes, 4556 nucleotides. RefSeq names its product coronin-7 (gene pod1). The transcript is spliced from 14 exons. The record is from RefSeq and is a predicted model, not a curated record. Bases 1 to 3720 code for a protein of 1239 amino acids. Lineage: Eukaryota; Metazoa; Arthropoda; Insecta; Diptera; Glossinidae. Gene Ontology annotation, molecular function: protein binding.
AUGGCUUGGCGUUUCAAAGCCUCUAAAUAUAAGAAUGCUGCCCCAAUUGUCCCAAAGCCAGAGGCUUGCAUACGUGACAUAUGCGUGGGCUCCUAUCAGACCCAUGGUAAUAAUAUUGCUGCUUCGUCUGCCUUUAUGGCUUUUAACUGGGAACAUACUGGAUCAAGUGUAGCGGUCUUGACGCUUGACGAUUGCGGUCGUAAAAGUAAAACCAUGCCUUUGUUGCAUGCUCACACAGAUACCGUAACUGAUUUGGGCUUUUCACCAUUCCAUGACGGUCUUUUGGCAACGGCUUCACAGGACUGUACAGUUAAAAUUUGGCAUAUACCGGAAAAGGGCUUGGAAACUUCAUUAACUGAUCCCGAAUGCGUGUUCUCGCACAAGCAGCGGCGUGUGGAGACAGUAGGAUUUCAUCCGACAGCUGACGGUUUACUGCAUUCAACUUCAGCAGGUUGUAUAACACUCUACGACUUAGUGGGUCAAAAAGAAUUGUUCGUUAACAAUGAACAUCCCGAGGUUAUUCAAUCGGUUAAUUGGAAACAAGAUGGUACAGUAUUAGCUACCAGUUGUAAAGAUAAAUUUGUGCGCAUAUUAGAUCCUCGUAUAAACGGCUCGCCAAUACAAAUGUCAGCCGAAUCUCACCAAAGUAUUAAGGAUUCACGUGUAUUAUGGUUAGGCAAUCAGUCGCGCAUUUUAACUACUGGUUUUGAUGCUGCCCGCUUGCGCCAAGUUAUCAUACGGGAUUUAAGAAAUUUUACUGUUCCUGAAAAGACUUUAGAGCUGGAUUGUUCAACAGGCGUUUUAAUGCCGCUUUUUGAUCCUGAUACGAAUAUGUUGUUCUUGGCGGGCAAAGGCGACACAACCAUUAAUUACUUGGAAGUGAGUGAGAAAGACCCUUUUCUAAUUGAAGGUUUACGUCAUACGGGUGAACAAACCAAAGGUGCCUGUUUGGUACCUAAACGUGCUCUUAAAGUAAUGGAGGGUGAAGUAAAUCGUGUUUUACAAUUAACUUCCAAUAUGGUGGUACCUAUUAUGUAUCAAGUGCCGCGUAAGACGUAUCGUGAUUUUCACAGUGAUCUUUAUCCAGAUACGACUAGUUGUCGUACCGACCUCACAGCUAAUGAAUGGAUGAACGGAACGAAUAUGCCAGUGGCAAAAAUGAGUUUGGAUCCAGCGAAACGGGAAUUGGGAGGUGCUCCAGUCAUUGUUCACCGUGGCAACUUAAAAGAAUAUAUAAGAAAUAUUGAAAACAAAUUGAAACAUGUUAAUGGUUGUGCUCCCGAUAAUCAAAUUAUAAGUAAGAAAAAGAUAAACAAAGACGAAGAUAUGGUAAUCGAUCAACAAAAGAAAGACGAAUUAGCAACAAUAAUGAGGAAAUUCGAUUCUAAAUAUAAAACCGAUUCAGAGAAAGAUAAUAAAGGCGAGGAAGGAAUGAUAAACACAGAUGCGUCUUCGCCUCUGCAAAACAUAGAAUCGCCAAAUACUGAUGAAAGCAGUAGCAACAACGCCAGCACGGCACCCACCCCUAUGCCACGCACAUCACGUAACAAUUCUUUGCCCGAUUCCGGGCAAUUGACGAAUGCAGGUGGUGGUAAUAGUAUUAUGCCUCGACCAAGGCCACGCACCACAACUCCCGGCGCUUAUAAGCCUCGUUUGGGACCAAAACCUUUCUCUAGCAACUCCGCAGACAUAUCGUUCGAUAAGGUGUUCGCAGUGCCAGUUGCUCCUGGUUCCCAGGAGAAUUUGUCGCAACCUCAAAAUUCUUCCGCUAAUAUCGAAAUUGAUUCCUCAACAGUAAAACCCGACUUGAUCGUAGAAAUCGAAAUUAAAAAAACUGGCCAUAGUAACUCGGACAAUGAGACCAGCAGCAAUGGUGUGCAAAAAUCUUUAAGCACUUCGGAGCGGCGCAAGUCUUCUCUUGAUGACGAAGAUUCGAGCGAUAAGAUAUUUGAACAAAAUAAUUCGGAAUCGUCCGAGAACUCGACUGAAGGUGACGACAAACCAGAUGCCGAAUUACGCAGGUUCUCACCAUCACGUAACAGUAUUGCUGAAAGGCGACGUAUGUAUGAGAUGCAUUCGAAAAGUGCCAAUGAGGAGCGUUCUCAGUCUCCGGUGCCAUUGCGGCGUGAACCUUCCAAAGUGGACACUUCGAAAGCUAGUGCCAAUGAUAAUAAACGCACCUCUGUGCCAGAAGGUAAACUUCUAGAGGAGAAACGUCGCAAUUUGGUUCCCAAGGAGAUGGCCGAGCAAUCAAAUGCUAUUGCUCUUAAGAAAUCCGCUACUGAAGUGGCCAUAACUACAUCAACUAAACGUACUUCCACCGUAUUCGGGAAAGUCUCGAAAUUUCGUCAUCUUAAAGGUACUCCUGGUCAUAAAUCGACCCAUAUUGAGAAUUUGCGGAACUUGAGCCGCCAAAUACCGGGCGAAUGCAAUGGCUUCACAGCGAAUCACGAACGAUUUGCGGUACCACUAUCAGGUCCUGGUGGUAAAAUAGCCAUUUUUGAAUUGAAUCGCCCCGGUCGACUACCGGAUGGUGUUAUACCGUCGUUAGUGAACGGAAAUAAUGUCAUGGAUUUUCAGUGGGAUCCCUUUGAUCCCAAACGUUUGGCCGUUGCUUGUGAUGAUGGAAUAGUAAAGCUAUGGCGCAUUGCUGAGGGUGGUUUGACAGAGCCGACGAAUAUACCCGAACAAGAAUUGAUUGCUCAUGCAGAUAAAAUUUAUUUCAUACGUUUUCAUCCUCUAGCUCAAGAUGUAUUACUUACGGCCAGUUAUGAUAUGACUAUUAAAUUGUGGAAUUUGCGUAGUAUGACAGAUAAAUGCACCCUUAGUGGUCAUACGGAUCAGAUAUUUGAUUUCGCUUGGAGUCCUUGCGGAAAAUUUGGUGCUACUGUAUGUAAAGAUGGUAAAAUACGUAUGUAUAAUCCAAGAAAAUCGGAAACACCGAUACGAGAAGGUAAUGGUCCCGUAGGCACUAGAGGAGCACGCAUUAUAUGGGCGCUAGAAGGAGAAUAUAUAGUAUGUACUGGUUUUGAUAAAGUAUCCGAACGUCAGAUUAGUGUAUACAAAACUGAUAGUCUAAAAGCGCCACUUAACACUGCCAGUCUAGAUGUCUCCCCUUCCAUAUUAAUUCCCUUCUAUGAUGAAGAUAGUUCAACUUUAUUUGUAACAGGCAAAGGUGAUUCAACAAUUUAUUGCUUUGAAAUUACUGACGAGGAUCCAUACGUGUGUGCUCUGUCACAUCAUCGCUGUUCCACUUUGCAUCAGGGCUUGAGUUUUCUAACGAAAAAUCAUUGCGAUGUCGCCAGCGUCGAGUUUUGCAAAGCUUACCGUUUAACCAAUACCACCAUAGAGCCACUAAGUUUUACAGUACCACGUAUUAAGAGCGAAUUAUUUCAAGACGACUUAUUUCCACCGACACGGGUAACUUGGCUGCCCACUAUUACAGCGGACGAAUGGUUCUUAUCAAAUGAUAAAAAGCCUCAAAAAAUCAGUUUACAGCCAAUAGGCAUGGAGAGUUUAUCUUCCAUACAACCGACGUUGGUAACCCAAAUGAAACGUUCCGAUAUUAAUAUGGCAAGCAAUGGUGCAAAUGCUGGUGGGGACCAGCCUUUUAAUAAACAAAAAGAGAUACAAAAGUCUGUAAGUGCUCGCAUGGAAUAUAACACAAAACUCGAGCAGGAUGAUAUGGAAGGUGUAGACGAAACUGAGUGGCAAGACUAGAAUGCUAUAAAAUUUGCGACAAGAGGGAAAGUUGACAAUCAGAGCGAAAGUAGUAGAAAAGAACAAUAUUUUUUAUUAUGUCUGACCUUCGCAAAUUCCUUAAGCCCUUAGUAGCGAAUCGUUUAUAAAGAGAUUUGUUGCCAUGAUAUUAAUGUGAGCAUUGAUUAUCGAUCAAAACGAUGAAAGAGAAGUUUUUCUUUAUAUUUAAAGGAAUUUAUUUUUAAUUUCUUUUUUUUUAAUUUUUCUUAUUUUAGAUUUCCCGUCUGCCUAGCAAAAUUAAUCUUUUGAUCAAUUAAUAAUAAUUCCUUCAUACAUUCUUCACCCGUUUUUUAGUAGAUGGCCAUUUAACAACACAGUAUUUCAAUACGCGAUAGACUGAUAAUGCAAUAAUAUACACAUACAUUCACAUAUUUAUGCAUACACAUGGAAUUUUUGUAACUAUCGCUCUUAAUGUGUGCGAAGAACAUUUUGUCAAAAUUUUUAUACAAUAUUUAUUAUAUAAUCAAAAUGCAAAACAAAUGAAAAACAAUAGAAGCAAAUGAGAUCAGUAAACGAAAAGACUUGUUUAAUAAAAGAAAUAAAUAUUAAAAAAAAAAAAAAUAAAAAAAAAAAAUAAGUAAAAAUAAAAGGAAACCCUUUUGCCAUAUUAAGAGAACCAUUUUUUACAUUUACACAAUAAUAACCUAUACAAAUACUUAUAUACAGUAGCAGUGGUUUUUUAUAGAGAGCACAUGCCUCAAAAGAUCCAACAAUAAGGAUCUAUUCUAUACUCAAUUCAGUAAAUAAGUAAUAAAUAAAAAAAAUAAAAAAUUAUGAUUAUAUAUAUAUAUAUAUAU